Messenger RNA from Acanthosepion pharaonis, 744 nucleotides. The record is from the annotation of a GenBank genome assembly. NCBI's taxonomy places the organism in Eukaryota, Metazoa, Mollusca, Cephalopoda, Sepiida, Sepiidae.
AUGAAAAAUGGGCUAAGAUUUCUUUUUUUUCUAAUUCCUUUUUCUCCUUCUUUAGAAAAAUGGAUAUUUGUCUGGUUUUAUAAAAUGGCCGAGACUCCAAGAGAGCCGAGUUUUAUUGUACCAGCACGGAAUGUUACAGUUGUGGCUGGGCGAAAGGCAAUAUUACCCUGUUCUGUGGAGUAUCUCAAAUCACACAAGGUGAUAUGGACAAAUCAACGUCAUACACUUUUAACAAUGCGUGAUCGGAGAAUCACUGACGAUGUCCGUAUCAUGGUGGUUCGUGACCAUCAAGGUGAAUGGAAUCUUCACAUUCGAGAUGUUGAACCCACAGACCAAGGCCAGUACAACUGCCAAAUUAAUACACACCCUGUCAAAAUUAAUAAAGUUAACUUAUUUGUGUUAGUACAACCCACCCUACAUCCAGAGAUGUCGAGCAAAGACAAGACAGCAAAGGAAGGCGAUACAGUGGAAUUGGUAUGUAACGUAUCUGGAAUCCCACAUCCCAAUGUUACAUGGUACCGCAAGUCCAUAAAUGGCAAAAAACCAAAAGAACGGGUAGGCAUGACUGGAGACGGCCUGAAUACAUGUGUUCUAUGUUGUGUUCCAGGAAUAGGGAUGACUGGAGAGGUCUUGAUGAUCCACAACAUUUCCCGUUACUGUAAUGACAUGUAUGAGUGUGUUGCGGACAACGGAGUUGCCAACGCAGUCAACCAUGUAAUUAAAGUUACGGUUUUCUGUAAGUAA